GUUGCCUUUGGCGCCAAACCAGAGAGAGAUUUUAGAAGAGGCGAAAUGGUUCAGUUGUGUUUCGUUCUGGAUCUGCGGAGCUUGGCACCUCCAUUGCUGAGAGACAUAAAGCAGUCGCUGCUUCAACUCGCUAAUUUUUACGCCAUUUCGAGUUCGUCCAAGUCGCACGUGCGUAAAUCGGCCACGCUCGGCGAUAAGAUCGGUUUGUGCUACGUCUUCAAGAAUCGUUUAUCUUCUUCUGAUGAGUUGAUGAUCGCGUACAAUCCCGUAGGAAACUUCAUCCUACGUGAUUUCCACCAUGCUGUUAACAACUUGCCAUACGAUGCUUUUCAGCCUGAUAUUGAUAACAUUUCAGAUUCAAUGAUUUCAAAUGUUUUGAGUGAUCGAGUGUUGUAUUCCUGGCAAGGCAAAGAUAUAGAGAGAAAAGUAAUUGUCAUAACUUCGACCUUGCCUGAAGAUGUGGACUCUGUAGUGCAGAAGAAUCUAAUGGAUGCUGCAGAUAAAUGUGUAUCGGUUGAUUUUGCUGUAUUUCAGCAGAAGUCAAGCCAUCUGACAGAUACUCGUGAAAACAUCAAUAAUUUUCGUCGUUGCAUUUCUCAUCUUGAUAAUUGCUCUGUUCAGACCUAUAUCCCAGAUUUCAGAGUAUUCCACGGCCUGGUUAAAAAAUGGCUGCAGAUUUUGAAAGAUGACAUGGAGGAGCCGCUGUUAGCUCGCCUCAUCUUCAAGGACAAUCUUUUUGAAUCUGUGAACCAUAUAUUCUGCAACCUGUUUUCACCAGUGUAUCCAAUAACCAACAACUUCAGGCAGUGUCGGACAUGCAGAUGCCACGGUAUUCCUUUAGAUGCUGAAAAAAAUUUCAGCAGACUUUCUUGCUCCGUUGCUGGCUGCAAUCUGGAAACAUUCGAUGUUAUUGAAAAUUCUGUUCAAGUUGGGGAAAAAACUAUUCUGUUUCUUCCUUCAUUCUAUAAUUCCCUGAAGCUCCAGCAAAUCACUUCGCCAAUCAACAUUAAUGUAACUGAGAGGAUAAAUUUGGCAUCUGUUGAUGAAGGUCUUAUAAUCGGGGCCUCAUUUGUUGUGGUAUCAUACUCUUAUCAUGUGAUUGAAACCACUUCAGAUGAUACUGAUCAGUCUGAAGUGAAUGUUCAACGUGUGUAUAAAAUCCACUCCCACUUUGAAAUUCUAUUUAAGUGUCACUGUUACUCUUGCAUUGCUCUCAUUCAAUUUAUAUUGGUCCAAUACUUCACAAAGUUUACAUUCCAUUAUGGCUCUAAUUUAGCAGUUUUUCGAGGCCUUUCCAGCUUUCUACACUCCAUGAACCAAGGUUUGAUAUGCUCUUCAAAUUAUGAUUUGGAAACAAUGGCAGAGGCUCCAUGUCAUUGCUAUUAUAUUCUGAUGCCAUCAGAUUCAGGACCAAUGCUUAUGAGGCGUCUAGCAGGGGCAGAAGAAGUCCUAGGAGUUCCUGACAAUCGAUCUGUUGAUUCAUCAAUCAAUAAGGAAAUUGCGAACUCUGUUCAAGCCUGUCUGCUAAAGAUUGAUCUAACGGACUAUGACCCAUUGCUGCAUGAAAGAGGCUUUCAUCAAAAAUUAAAUGUGCUUGUCAAAGAAAGCCUUCAAUUUGGGUCAAUGUUUUCUAAAUUAGAAGGUUCAUUUUCGGAACUAAGCUCAAGUCCACAACCUUCGUCUGAGGUGAUCGUUAAAGCAGAACCAGCCACAGGUGUCCUGGUGAAUGAGGAAGCUUUGACAUUGGAUAUAGCGGAUCAAGAAGAGAAGACCAUGGCCUGUAUUACAGAAGAAUGGAAGCAAUUGGUUGUAAGUGAAGACCCCAAGUUGUACUCUCCAUCUUGUAUGUCCAAAGCCAAGUUGGGUCAAUCGAGUGCGUGUGUAUCACCGCGAGAUGGAAAUAAUAGACAGCUAGACAGAGAAACUUCAAGGAUUCUGGAGAGGUUGGAGGUUCCGAGGCCAUUAAAAGCAAAGAGCAUCUCACCUGGUUCAAAUGAAAAUUGCACGAAAAAUACUAGUGUGCCCAUAAAGAAGCCUCUUAUACCAUUUCAGCCAACUCAAGGUACAGAACAAGUCUUUGUUGGUAGCCAGCUAAUAAAACCUAAUUUCCAGAGGCUAAAAAGGAAACAUAGAUGAAAAGAAGGCAACUCCACGUUUCACGUAAACGUAUCUUCAGAAAGUCGAUAAGGUUAGUCUAUUUCUUUCCUCUUUUGAGUUCUGUUGCAAGUGAUUUUUUUAUGUAACCUGCUUAAGCUAAUCAUUGAACAGUUUUAAGGGGCAAGAAGUAUGCAAAUGUCUAAAAAUUAAUGCUCAUUUAAGCUUACUGAACAUAUUAACAGAUCUUUGAAUCAUUAAGUCUAUCACUAAACAUAUUAAUAAAAUCACGUCUUUAGAGACUGUUGCACUUACAACAGUUAAACAUAAGUGUUAAUGAGUUGGAAUAACCUUGAUAAAUUAGUUUGGUGUCCAGUUGAUUCCUUCAAACUUUUAUUGUUUGGAUAGCUAGUCUUAAUU
Molecule: messenger RNA, 2514 nt
Organism: Vigna angularis (adzuki bean)
Lineage: Eukaryota; Viridiplantae; Streptophyta; Magnoliopsida; Fabales; Fabaceae
Exons: 11
Coding region: 46-2136 (696 amino acids)
Source: RefSeq, a predicted model, not a curated record